Caenorhabditis angaria is the source of this 1338-nucleotide messenger RNA. The record is from the annotation of a GenBank genome assembly. Lineage: Eukaryota; Metazoa; Nematoda; Chromadorea; Rhabditida; Rhabditidae.
AUGGCAGAAGCACAAACUUCGAAGAAGCCAGCACCAGUAGAUGAUGGAAAUUAUGAUAAAGAGGUAUUUUAUUCCGAGUUUUUUGUAAAAAUAUUUUAAAAUUCUGUUUUCAGGUUAUCUCAAAGUUUCCAGACUUGGAGCUCGCCCAAGUUAGAUUCUUGGUUAAUCACCCAGAAGUUGCUAAAGAUAUCAAAGCACAAAAAUUGGAGACUUUGCAAGCUGCCAUCAAAGAACAUGAUAUGGCUCCAUUUUAUGAACUUGUUUGUGCGGAUUUGAAUGUAGCAGUCGAUCAAGCACAAUUGGCUAGCAUGCGAGCAGCAAAUGUCAAAAGAUUGGCCGAAAUUGACGCUGAAGUUGAAGACGCUGAAAAGAAUCUUGGUGAAUCUGAAGUUCGUCAAGCGCUUCUCAGAAAAUUCGAAUAUUUCUGUCAAAUUGGAGACAAAGAAAAUGCGAAAAAGACAUUCACCGCUGUCUACGACAAAACUGUUGGAAUGGGAUAUCGUAUCGAUGUUGUAUUCGCUAUGAUUCGUGUUGGACUCUUCUUCCUCGAUCAUCAUCUCAUCAACAAAUUCAUCACAAAAGCCAGAGAAUUGAUGGAACAAGGAGGAGAUUGGGAGAGGAAAAAUCGUCUCCGAUCCUAUGAAGCUUUGUACAAAAUGUCGGUUCGUGAUUUCGCUGGAGCCGCCAACCUUUUCCUCGAAGCGGUCCCAACUUUCGGCUCAUACGAAUUGAUGACUUACGAAAAUCUCGUUCUGUACACUGUUAUCACAACAACAUUUGCCUUGGACAGACCAGAUCUCCGAUCAAAAGUUAUUCGCUGCAAUGAAGUUCAAGAACAACUCACCGGCGGUGGAGCUAAUGGAACACUUAUUCCAGUUCGCGAAUAUUUGGAAGCCUAUUAUGAAUGUCAUUAUGAUAGAUUUUUCAUUCAAUUAGCCGCGUUGGAAAGUGAACGAGUAAGUCUAAACUUCAAAAAUAGAUCUAAAUAUAAAAAAUAAUGUAAAUUUUCAGUUCAAAUUUGAUCGUUAUUUGUCUCCACAUUUCAAUUAUUAUUCUCGUGGAAUGAGACAUCGCGCCUACGAACAAUUCUUAACACCAUAUAAAACUGUUCGUAUCGAUAUGAUGGCAAAAGAUUUCGGAGUUUCACGCGCUUUUAUCGAUCGCGAAUUGCAUCGUCUUAUCGCAACUGGUCAAUUACAAUGUAGAAUUGACGCUGUAAAUGGAGUUAUUGAGGUUAAUCAUCGUGACUCGAAAAAUCAUUUGUUCAAAUCGGUCAUCAAGGAUGGUGACAUUCUUCUGAAUCGUAUUCAAAAAUUGGCCAGAGUCAUCAACGCUUAA